Esox lucius (northern pike) is the source of this 3963-nucleotide messenger RNA. It is a transcript of the gene iars2, whose product is annotated as isoleucyl-tRNA synthetase 2, mitochondrial. NCBI's taxonomy places the organism in Eukaryota, Metazoa, Chordata, Actinopteri, Esociformes, Esocidae. The coding region runs from base 294 to 3323 and encodes 1009 amino acids. The record is from RefSeq and is a predicted model, not a curated record. Gene Ontology annotation, molecular function: aminoacyl-tRNA deacylase activity; ATP binding; tRNA binding. Gene Ontology annotation, biological process: isoleucyl-tRNA aminoacylation. The transcript has 21 exons. Gene Ontology annotation, cellular component: cytosol.
GAUUUUUUUCAAAAGCUUCACAAUAUACAGUCUACUGUGGAAGGGAUAUUGCAUCUGAUAAAUGACACAAAUGGGACAUAGCGAGACAUUUCCCGUAUUAAAUAUAUUUACCACAACGCAAUUCAAGGGCAAUUAUUUUGUCCCUUCAUUGUUGCCGUAGUUAUGCUUUCUUCCGGAAGAAAUACAUUCAGCAUUACAAGAGGUCGCGGUGGCCACAGACCACCGUAUCAGAAUUAACCAACAAAACUGUCUUUCUUUUUUUGUGUAGUACAAAGUCUCUACACAAACUCUCCAUGCUGCUGUGCCGACUCUCCUCAGUGACCCAGAAUUUAGCGAGAUGGAGACCUUGUAGUACCCGGAGAGGCGCUCUACUCCACUCCGCAAUCUCCUUCAACUCCAGCCGCUGUCAAAAUGUCAGCUCCGAAGGCACUGUUCAGCCUAAAGCCACCCAGGGACCAGGGCAGUACCGCGACAGUGUUCUGCUUCCCCGCACGGAAUUCCCCUCAAAUCUAUCUGGACAGAAACUCCUUGAACGGGAGAUGGAAAUACAACGGGAGUGUGGCUUUGCAGAGCUCUAUGCAUGGCAGAGAGACAGGAAGUCCAAAAAGGAAUACUGUCUUCAUGAUGGCCCCCCUUACGCCAAUGGGGACCCACAUGUGGGACACGCCCUCAAUAAGAUCCUAAAAGACAUCCGGAACCGCUUCGAGAUGCUGAGGGGCAGACACAUCCAUUAUGUGCCAGGUUGGGACUGCCACGGGCUGCCAAUUGAGCUGAAGGCGCUAGGCGAGCUGGGCACCUCUGGACUCAGUCCUCUGCAGGUCCGGCAAAAAGCCCGGGUGUUUGCAGAGGGGGCGAUUGCUCGGCAGCGUGCUGCCUUCCAGCGCUGGGGAGUGAUGGCUGACUGGGAUAAUUGCUACUACACCUUUGAUGGUAGUUAUGAGGCAGCCCAGCUCAAGGUCUUCCAGGAUAUGCACAGCAAGGGUCUGAUUUACCAGGACUACAAGCCAGUGUUCUGGUCUCCCUCCACCAGGACGGCUCUUGCGGAAGCAGAGCUAGAGUAUAACCCCCAGCACACAAGCAAGGCGAUCUACGCCACCUUUGCCCUGUCCACCGUGCCCCCUGAGAUGGCAGACAUUGCAGGGAAGUUGGGCAGUAUUUCUGUGUUGGUGUGGACCACCCAACCAUGGACCAUCCCAGCCAACCAGGCUGUCUGCUUCAUGCCCAAUGCUCAGUACUCUGUUGUUAAGAGGGCAGAUGGCUCGCAGCUUCUCCUGGUGGCCACUGACCGUGUUGCCAGCUUGGCAACUCUGCUGGGCACAGAGCUGGAGAGUGUGGGCACCUUCACAGGUGCACAACUUGAGGGCGGUGUGUGCUGUCAUCCCACUAUUCCCGGGAAGGAUGUUCCAUUGCUUCCUGCUAAUCAUGUGAACAUGGGCAAAGGAACGGGAUUGGUCCACACAGCUCCUGCCCACGGGAUGGAGGACUUCACUGUGGCGUCAGACUUUAACCUACCUGUGGAGUGUCUGGUGGAUGAGGAUGGACAGUUCACUGAGUUGGCUGGGCCUGAGCUGCAGGGUCAGCGUGUGAUGGCGGAGGGCAACGACACAGUGAUCUCCAUGCUGAAGGCGGCCGGGGCCCUGGUGAAAGAGGAGGCGUGUGUCCACAGUUACCCCUAUGAUUGGAGGAGUAAGCAGCCUGUACUCAUCAGACCCAGCAAGCAGUGGUUCAUCAACAUCGCCGGCCUUAAAGAUAAGGCCAAGGAAGCGUUGGCAAAGGUCCGUGUGAUCCCAGAGUCCGCAAGGGGCAGCCUGUUAGCCCAUCUGGACAGAAGGCCGUACUGGUGUAUCUCCCGCCAAAGGAGCUGGGGGGUGCCCAUUCCUGUGUUCUACCACAAGGAGACAGGAGAGCCACUCAUUAACAGACACACUGUAUCUCACGUGGCCCAGCUGUUCUCAGAGAAGGGCAGUGACUGCUGGUGGGAACUGCCCCUGGGAUCUCUACUGCCCCCCGAGGUGCUUCAGAAGAGUAAAGCAGGAGACCUAACAGAAUAUGAACGCGGUGAGGAUGUGUUGGACAUCUGGUUUGACAGUGGAACCUCCUGGGCUGCUGUUCUUGAAGAGGCAAACCGGAGGGCUGACGUGUAUGUGGAGGGGAAGGACCAGAUAGGAGGCUGGUUCCAGUCAUCUCUGCUCACCAGUGUCGCUGUGCAGAAGAAGGCUCCCUACAAGGCUCUGGUGAUACACGACUUUGUGGUCAGUGAGAAAGGAGAUAAGAUGUCAAAGUCCUUAGGCAACAUUGUAGACCCGGAUACAGUCAUCAAUGGAGGGGAGGACCCCAGUCUCUCUCCUCCCUACGGGGCAGACGUGCUGCGUUGGUGGGUGGCGAAGUCCAACGUCUUCUCCGAGGUCCAGAUUGGCCCCGCCGCGCUCACCUCCGCCAGAGACAACAUCAGCAAGUUGAGGGCCACCCUGAAGUUCAUGCUGGGGAACCUGCGGGGCUUUGACCCUCGAACCCAGGCGGUGGACCCUAAGGAGAUGCACUACAUCGACCAGUACCUGCUACACCUGCUCCGGAACUACAGCAUGAAGAUGACGGACGCCUACAAUGACUUUGACGCAGGCCGGGCCACGCGUCUUCUCCAGGGCUUCAUCACCAGAGAUCUCUCCAGCUUCUACUUCAGCAUCAUCAAGGACAGGCUGUACUGUGAUCCGGAGAACUCGUUGGCUCGGCGGUCCUGUCAGACGGUCCUCGCUGAGGUUCUGGACGGAGUGACGCGCUCAAUCGCUCCUAUCCUGCCUCACCUGGCCGAGGAGGUGUACAUACACACCCCGGGACAUGAAGGGGGGGAGACCCUGUUCAGGAGUGGCUGGAUUAAAAGCAGCCCUGUGUGGAGAAGGCCAGGAUUGGAGGAAGCUGUGGAGGGGGCGUGUGCUAUAAGGGAUUCCUUCCUGUCCUCUAUACAUGGUCGCAGCGCAGCCGAGUAUGAGCUGAUCAUUGAGAUCGAGCCUGGCCUCCUCUUCGAACUCAUGGAGUCCCUGCAGGAGGAGCCUACUUCCUCUUACUCCCAGCUAACGGAGCUGAUGAUGUCAUCGCGGACCACCCUGACCAAUGCUCUUCCCCGGGACAUGAAUGCGGACGCCCUCAUCAGCCAGGGAAACUUCCUCAUCAACCUGGAGGGCGGGGUUAUCCGUGAGGACAGCGCGUAUCAGGUAGCAGCAGUGCCCACCUCCAUGGCCCGGUGCCCACGGUGUCGCCGGUACACUUCAGAAUCCCCGGACUGCCCGUGCUCCCGCUGCCAGGCUGUCCUCACCCCAGCGCAGUGAUACCCACGGCCCCCGCACCCCGUAACAACCUGCAAAUUAACCCUUUAGCCCGCUCUGUCAGCUUGACCCUGGAAAAGCGGGGGGGGGUCAACCAUGUGUGGAUAUGGGUACCACCUGACGCCGGCAUGUUGUUGCUGCAUGUGGCAAGGAAGGACGGUGGACAGGGUCCCAGAAAAACCAAGCGCUCGUUUUGUUCUUCUUUAUUUGAUAAAGAUGAGAGAAUUGUGUCCAAGAGCUAUCCCUUUCAGGUCGAUAUGACGCCUUUCCCGGAGGGCAAACAUCCGUGAGGGUUUCCGGGAUCUUUUCUGCAAAGGGAAAUGUAUGGAGAGUCCGCAAGGGCUCCCAUGACACAGGAGACCAAGUCCUCGGGGGGGCCACGAGGUCUGAUUGUUGUUCAUGUGUGUGUGUGUGGCUGUGUAUUAAGAGGUUACAGGAUGCUUUGGGUUUUUUUAGUAUUCAUUAAUGUUGAAAUGGACGUCAUGUAACUCAUGUCACUGUGUGACAAAUGAAGAAGAACGGGAAUUAAGUAUGAUUUCAUGUACAGGUUAUGAUUCAUGGUUGGAGAUUUCUCUUCCAUAUGUUUACUUGCAAACAUCUGUAUAAUACUCCUAUCCCUGUAAACUAUUGAGUCUGUUAAAUA